Messenger RNA from Candidula unifasciata, 1005 nucleotides. NCBI's taxonomy places the organism in Eukaryota, Metazoa, Mollusca, Gastropoda, Stylommatophora, Geomitridae. The record is from the annotation of a GenBank genome assembly.
AUGCCACCGACCGCCGGCAAAAAACCGUUAUUUCCAACCACACCCGACCCUGUCACGGAUCUCCCUAUCCAAGCACCAACAAUCCUAGUUAUUCAGCCAGGAUCGGUGAACUUACGAAUAGGUCGAGCCUCUGAUGCCUUUCCAAUUACCAUCCCACACUGCAUUGCAAGGAGAUGUCCAGAUCCAGAGAAACGUCUGCCAAAUGACUAUAUGCUGCUCCGUCCAGAGUGCAGUCACUCAGAAGCUGGACAACAGAUUCGAGCAGGACUGGCCACCAUUGAGGAGCUCUUGUUAUCUCGGCCAUCUCGCACAGGCGACUAUCGACAGAUAACUUCCCCUAGACAACUGAUGGCAUUCAACUCACAAGUGCCCAACGAAAGACUAGAGUCCCCAGACUCUCCUGCCUGGACCAACACAAGCAAACAACCUGAGUACUUCAUUGGAGAAGAGGCUUUGUACAUCCACCCAAAGGACAAUUACCGUUUGACAUGGCCAAUGAGACGUGGUCGUUUGAAUGUUCAUGAAGGCCCAGGCGGGUCCCUGACCUCUGUGCUCGCUGACCUGGAAACAAUCUGGGGUCAUGUACUCCAGGAGCACUUGGAGAUUCCUCUGAAAGAUCUAAAGCACUACAGAUGUGUUCUGCUUGUCCCGGACAUCUACACACACAAACAUGUCAAGGCACUGGUCAGUUUGAUCCUCAACAACCUGGGCUUUGGGGCUGUCAUCGUACAUCAGGAGUCUGUGUGUGCUACGUAUGGUUCCGGGAUCCCUGUAGCCUGUGUGGUUGAUGUGGGGGACCAGAAGACAAGCAUCAGUUGUGUGGAGGAUGGUAUUUCUCAUAGAGUCAGUAGACUUACAAUGGAGUUUGGUGGGAGUGACGUCAGCAGACUCUUCCACUCACUGUUGGCCCGGUGCGGGGUUGCCCUGCCAGAGUUGAACCUUAACCACCCGGCUGAUGUUGUACAACUUCAAGCUCUGAAGGAAACUUGCUGCCAUCUAGAUCAG